This is a messenger RNA of Adineta ricciae, 2262 nucleotides long. The record is from the annotation of a GenBank genome assembly. Lineage: Eukaryota; Metazoa; Rotifera; Eurotatoria; Adinetida; Adinetidae.
AUGAAACAGCCGAUACCCGAUCCACCUCCAUUGGCACAUCGACUGCAAACACAAACAGGUCGUCCGUUUCUCUUUUGGCACGUUCCAGUGCCACAAUUUUGCGAGCAACAAGCACCAAUACAUAGCUUCGCUGCAACUUCACUCAAACCCCAGAUAUCCAUGCGGGCACAAACAGAGAAAAGAUCGUUAUCACGUUUAGCUCGAAGCAAUGGAUCGGCAUUAACAUUAAUAAUGAUUGCUUAUCCAGAUACCAAUCAAUUUCACGACGUGAUUGAAUCAAUAAGAAGAUAUCCGUAUCGGUAUAAAAUUGAGCAAGGAAAAAACUAUCCGAAACUAAAAUUCACCGGAACCGUAAAAUUACAUGGAGCAAAUGCCGCAAUUGUCUAUCAAAAAGAAUUAGGAUAUCAUUGUCAAUCGCGUCAUCUGAUCGUAUCUCCAGAAAUGGACAAUCAUGGUUUCGCACAUUUUAUGUAUCCACUAGCAGAGAAAUUUCUACAAGAGCGUGUUCUUAUUAAUUGUUCGAUGCUUCAAAAACAUUAUGAUCGUGGAAAUACGAUUGUCAUCUAUGGAGAAUGGUGUGGUCGGAACAUUCAGAAGAACGUUGCUCUGUGUGGUGUUCGAAAAAUGUUUGUAAUUUUCAAGAUUCGAAUCGGAGAGUCGAAGCCACCAGUUUGGAUUGAUCCAAAACAUUGGUCGAACCUUCAAUGGUCUGAGCAAUUGAUUUACAAUAUUUUCGAUUUUUCAACCUACGACAUCGAGAUUGAUUUUAAUCAACCGCAACUUGCUCAGAGCAAGCUUGUAGAAAUUACCAAAACUGUUGAAAAUGAAUGUCCAGUUGGCAUGUAUUUUAAUCAGAAAGGUUAUGGAGAAGGUAUUGUUUGGACUGAAUGGUUACAAUCAUAUGGCAAUCUUUCCUUUAAAGUCAAAGGUGAAAUGCAUGCAGUGACCAAAGGUGGACCGAUGGCACCGAUUGCUGCAGAAAGAUUCGAUAGCAUCCGCGACUUUGUCGAAUAUGCUUGUACAGAUAAUCGUAUGAAUCAAGCACUUGAUUAUCUUUGUGAAAUACAAUUAGAGAUUGAAAUGGAGAAUUUCGAUACGUUUCUUGAAUGGAUUAUAGCUGAUAUCAAGAAAGAAGAGACAAAUACAAUUAAGAAUUCAAAUUUGAAUCUAAAAGAUGUUAUGUGUGCUAUCAGAGGUAUGAGCAAUAUAACGAUUGUUGAUGUACAAUUGAUCGAUUCUAUCAAUGUUUUGAAUAAGAAUAUUACGUUAUAUGUCUUUGGUUUGAUUUGGAUUGCGGGAAAUAUUGGAUCAAUAUUGACUUGCAUCGUUUUUCGUCGACCACCGUUCCGGAAGAGCCCAUGUGCGAUAUAUUUUUUCGCCUCCAGCUGCUCACAAUUAUUGCUUUAUAAUUUUGCUUUGUUAAAUCGAAUACUACAAUAUGGCUUUAAUGAACAAAUAGUACAAAUGAAUCUUUGGUUUUGUAAGAUGCGCUUCUAUCUUCUAUAUCUUCUUAUGGCUAACGCACGUUAUAACAUUAUUCUAGCUUCAGUUGAUCGCUAUAUCGCUAGUUCUCGAGAUGCUCUUCGCCGUCAAUGGAGUUCAUCGAAAACUGCAUUUCGAGCAAUUGUUGGUAAUGCACUCUUUUGGGCUAUCGUGUAUAUUCAAGUGAUCGUUUUUUAUGAAACCGCAAACAACGGUUGUAAACCUCGACCAGGAACUAGUGGUGUAUAUUUUAGCAUCUAUAUUACUAUUGACAAUGGUAUUCUUCCACUACUUUUGAUGCUCAUUUUCGGUUUGCUAACCGCUAAGAAUGUACGUCGAAUGGGCUCGAGGCGUGUUGAACCUAUCACUCGUAAUGCGCACGCAGGUGGUCAACCGAUCCGAGUGAAGGAAAUAUCGAGGAAAGAUAGACAACUACAGAAAAUGCUGAUCAAUCAAAUUAUUGUCUCCUUGUUUCUUAACAUACCAAAUCCGUGUUUUCUUAUCUACGAAACGAUUACCACAAAUACGUACAAGUCAGCGGCACGUCUUCAAAUGGAAGCAUUCGUCAGCAAUAUGACGUAUAUUCCACUUUAUCUUGGCUUUGCGUUGACCUUCAGUAAUUUCAUGAUUUCAUCAACGAUGUUUCGACGAGAGUUUUUCACUAUCAUCCAGACAAAGAUACUUCAACGAGUGCCAGUACGACUUGCAAGAAAUGAUCCAAUUACUGUAAGAAAUGGGACAGAGAACGUGGUGGAUCAUCUUUCUGACAAACAUCGGUGA